AUGUUCUUCUUGUCUCCACUAGUUCGAGAAAAGGAAGACCUGGACGCUGGUGAGUCCUUUAUGCCGGAUAUGACACACCAGGUUUUUGGCGAAAGCGAAAUAAUAUUCGGUUAUAAAGAUCCUAAUAUCACAAUCGCUUAUAUGGCUGGAAGUCUUUCUACCUUUGUCGAUAUUAAGUACUCUGAGAAGAUACCUCAGCCUAUUUCCGGCGGAGUUAAGCCGGAUGAUAUUUUGCAGUCUUUGAAAAGUGUGUACCCACAAGGCAUUUAUACUAAGAAAUCGGAUUUCUUGGGCACUUUCGAGGAAGAGCUGAAGUUUAAACCUUUUGGUAGUUUGCGAUCGAGUUAUACGAUCAGCAGAGACGGGCAGUCUUAUGAGUUUGUGGUGUACUGCGUUGAUCACUCGUCACCAGACUUUGGAGCCUUUUCCAACUAUCUUUUACGCAUGGAGCCUUUUCUUCUGUUUUUUGUUGAUGAAUCUUCAUUCGUUGAGUUGGAUAACAGGUGGAGUUUCUACGUAUUGUAUGAGAAGUUUAGUUCUGCGGGCUCUCCAAACGAACGUUUUGCGUUUGCUGGUUACGUGUCCGUUUACAAGUUUUAUGCGUACCCAGAACACAUCCGACCCAGAUUGAGUCAGAUGUUAAUUCUGCCCCCCUUCCAGAAGAUGGGUCACGCUACCCGAUUACUUGAAACAGUUUACGAAGAUCUGACUCCUUUGACCGAAGUCAUUGAUAUUACUGUGGAAAGUCCUUCGGAUGAUUUGACUCGGUUGCGUGACUAUCUGGAUAGUAAGCGCUGCCUAGAGCUGGCGGACUGUAUCAAGAUUCUCAAGGAGGUGAAGGAGAGUGUAAAAUCGGCGGUGAGGUCCACCCAAACGGUGUCAGCAGCAGACGAGAGAGGAGGAGACGUAGAGGAGGGGACACCGACCAGCGUCAAGCGCAGACGCCUCAGCGUGACUCCAGCAGAAACCCGCAGCAUCAACGCCGCUAACAACUUCUAUAGGGUAGUGCAGCAGCAGCUCAAGCUGUCGCGUACGCAGUCACGUCGUGUCUACCAAAUUCUGCUCUUCUUUCUACUCACUCAUCAAAAACCUGAGGCUGUAGAGGCCUACCGCAAGGCCCUUCUUAAGCGCACUCGAAUUGUCAACGGUCGACCUCGUCUGGCUUCAUCAACGUUCGCACCAACGAUGAAUCGACAUAAUUUAAUCACGGAUCUUUUUAACGAGGAAUAUGAACGGGAAGUUGUGCAGCAAGUUGAAACGGAAUUAGCCUCCUACAAGAAGGUUGCUGAGAAGUUGGAGGCAGCUGUCGGAGCGGGCGAGGUGGAUCUUAAUUGGCUCGAGACCGAUUGA
Molecule: messenger RNA, 1350 nt
Organism: Hydatigera taeniaeformis
Lineage: Eukaryota; Metazoa; Platyhelminthes; Cestoda; Cyclophyllidea; Taeniidae
Source: the annotation of a GenBank genome assembly